UGCUAGUGCGCGCGGUCAGCGAGGAUUUGCAGAAAUACAUGAUGGUAUGAGAAGUUGCAUCAUUUCCUGCACAGAAGAAUUAUCCUGUAAAGAGAUAAAAGUGGGUUUCGGGAUGUCAGAGGAGGAGUCCCCGGGUGCUUCCAAGGAUGUGGAAGAGCUGCAGAAGAAGUUAUGCUCACUGAUCAAGAUCUUUCAAGAUAACUCCAAGGCCUUUAUGCAGUCUCCAGUGGGCCAGUACCUGGACAGACAUCCUUUCCUGGCCCUUACCUUGCUGCUGUUUGUUGCUGUGUCAGCCAUCCCAGUUGGAUUCUUCUUCUUCCUUGUGGUGCUGACUUCGCUGGCCUCUUUUGUGGGUGUCAUCUUACUGGAAGGACUGGUCAUCUCAGUGGGUGGCCUCUCAUUGCUUUGUGUCCUCUGUGGCUUGUGCUUCACGACAUUCUUCCUAUCAGGGACAGUUGCAGUGUCCUAUGUGGUGACCUCCAGCUUCAUCAACUGCUUUUUCUCCCCCAGACAGUGGUUUCAAAAGAAAUUCUGUGACAGUGGCCCACCAGCGAUGCCAUCUGCAGACUUAGAGGAGAGCUCCCGGAAGUGACCGCCAGAGGGCACCAGAGCUGUUUCCCAAGCAUCCUGAAUGGCUUGUGGAAUCCUGGCUGCUCCCCUGAACUCUGUCUGACUCAGAUGGUUUCCCCUC
Suncus etruscus (white-toothed pygmy shrew) is the source of this 691-nucleotide messenger RNA. RefSeq names its product lipid droplet assembly factor 1 (gene LDAF1). The transcript has 5 exons. Lineage: Eukaryota; Metazoa; Chordata; Mammalia; Eulipotyphla; Soricidae. The record is from RefSeq and is a predicted model, not a curated record. Bases 47 to 592 code for a protein of 181 amino acids.